AUGACAGUAACAGCUUCAAACAUAACAACGCCGUCUAACUGCACCAAAAAGAAUGUCGAUCAAUUGUAUUGUACAAUAGAAAUCGAUUUUUAUGAUAGGGAUACUGGAUAUUUAACAGUUCAAUCGGAAACAGCUCAUCAAGCAUUCGGUUACAAAGAAGAUUUUGCUCUACUUG
Molecule: messenger RNA, 175 nt
Organism: Adineta ricciae
Lineage: Eukaryota; Metazoa; Rotifera; Eurotatoria; Adinetida; Adinetidae
Source: the annotation of a GenBank genome assembly